This is a messenger RNA of Paracoccidioides brasiliensis Pb18, 3198 nucleotides long. RefSeq lists its product as uncharacterized. The record is from RefSeq and is a predicted model, not a curated record. The transcript has a single exon. The coding region runs from base 1 to 3198 and encodes 1065 amino acids.
AUGGAUCCUCUCAGCGCUGUUGGCCUUGCUGGCAAUGUCGUGCAGCUGCUAGACUUUGGAAUCAGGCUGGCAGCUAAAGCGCACGAAAUAUACGUCUCUGCCGAAGGAGUACAGGUGCACAAUCUCGAGUUGGAUGCUAUUACCCAGAAUUUGGUCACCUUGAAUAGGCGGACUCAAAAUCGAUCCCGCAAAGUCUGUGCCUAUGCUACUUCCGAGGACGAGAAAGCGUUACAGGACUUAACGGAACGCUGCAAUGAGAUUGGGGAGGAACUAAUAAAGGCUCUGCAAGCUGCAAAAGUGCAGGGAGCUCAUAAACACUGGAAAAGUGUUAGACAGGCACUGAAAAGCACCAUGGGUAGAGAUAAGAUUGAGGACUUAUACAGUAGACUCAAGCAAUACCGCGAACAGAUUGUCGUUGUCUUGCUUGUGAUUACCAGUGCCAAACAGACCGCCCUAGGCGAAAAUGUGGAUGCCGUGAGGCACGGUAUCGUGGAUUCUGAGUCGAGAAUUCUCGACGAGACACGGCAGAGUCGUUUCCAAAUUCUCGACGCCAUCCGGCGCUCAAACUACAACCCCUCGAAGCAAGAAGAUAUAUCGACAGUCUCACGGUUACUAUCGGAGAUGGUCUUGCGGGGCUCAGAACAGAAGUUCAAGGAAGAAAUCCUUGAUAGUCUGUACUUUCCGAAUAUGCAAGACAGACGUGAAUGGAUUUCCAGCGCUCAUAAAAAGACAUUCAAUUGGACGCUGGAGGAAAAAGCUGGCGAAAACGUUCCCUGGGAUAGCCUGAAGGACUGGCUGUGCAAGGGAGACGGUAUAUAUUGGUUGAGUGGAAAGGCUGGAUCAGGAAAAUCCACGCUGAUGAAAUACAUCGACCAGGACAAACGAACUUUGGAAUAUCUAAAGAUGUGGGCAUCGCCACAGAGUAUCGUAUUUACGAGUUUCUACUUUUGGAAUCCGGGCACGUCAAUGCAAAAAUCGCAGUUGGGGCUGUUACAGAGCUUACUCCACAAAAUCCUGUCAAGAAGACCAGAACUCAUCCCCAAAAUCUUUCCGUCUCUAUCAGAGUACUACAGCACACAUGGGAAAGCGAAUUUCUCCUGGGCAAUCUCAGACCUAAUUAGUGCGUUCAAGCUACUUGUAAACAUCACAUUCGAAGCCAGGUUUUGUUUCCUCAUCGAUGGCCUUGACGAAUUUGAUGGGGAUCAUCGGACCCUCAUCGACAUGCUUGUUAGUAUGACCGGGAGUCACAGCAUCAAAAUACUCGCUGCGAGCCGCCCGUGGCUUCUUUUCAAGGAUGCCUUUCAGAAUUGUCCGAAAUUAACCCUGCAGGAUUUGACUCACGAUGAUAUCAAGAUUUUUGCCCAGGACUCGUUAUACAACCACCCAAGGUUUUCAAGGGCGUUGGUUAUGGAACCACAGCGUGCUCCCAAACUUGUGUCUGACAUUGUGAACAAGGCGUCCGGUGUAUUCCUCUGGGUCUACCUCGUGGUGAGGUCGCUAAUGGACGGCCUGACAAAUGCCGACCGGAUGGAUGAUCUCCAAAGAAGAUUGGACCAGCUCCCUGCCGACCUCGAGCAGUUCUUUUCCCAUAUCCUAACCAGCUUGGACUCAUUCUACCUCAAACAGGCCUCUCAGCUCUUUCGUCUGGCACUUGAGGCCCCAAAGCCUCUGGCUGUUUUAACAUUCUCCUACCUGGAUGAGUCCGACCCAGAUUUUGCAAUAAAAGGACCGAUAAAAGCGAUGUCGAUCGAGGAAGAGACUAUUCGAUGCGAAGAAAUUGAGCGGAGACUCAAUAGCAGGUGUAAAGGGCUAUUGGAGUCUCGCCGUCGAAGAAGUUGCGAUGAAUAUUCCAAUACUGAAGGAGUGGUUGCCGAGGUAGUCUCUUACGAGGUCGAUUUCUUGCACAGGACUGUCCGCGACUUCUUGCGCACUCCAACGGUAGAGGUUCAGCUUGUCGCGGUGGACAAUGCUGAAUUUGAUGCAAACAUGACGUUGGCUCGGGCGUAUGUGGCUCGGAUCAAAGGUCUCCGGCACUCGUCACAUUCAGAGGCCAACUUCCAGGCCUUGUGGGAUCUUGUGUUCAACAUGAUGUACCACGUUAGUCGCACGGGGGAUGGCAUAUCUCAAAAGGCCCAAGCUGACCUUCUAGAUGAGAUGGACAGGGCCGCUGCACACUUUCGAGAAGCUGCUAUUGUCAAAAGACGAUGCGAUCCCGCGGCGCACUGGGUGAAUACGGGUUAUCGAUUUGGCUUUGAACCGCAGUGGAACAAUGAUUUUAUUAGCCUUUGUGUUCAAUAUGGGCUAAUCUCUUAUAUCGAGCAGAAACUGUCUUCAGGGGUUUCACUAACCCGUGCAGGCAAGCCCUUCCUGGCCUUCGCGAUGACAAGCACGAAAGGUACGGGAGGCACCUCGAGCGGGCAGCUCGGAGGCAUCCAUUACUUAGAACCCAGAGUAAAAAUGGUACAGUUCCUGCUCGAAAGGGGCUCCACUCCCAGUGAUGUGGACAAGGGCGAAACAGUGUGGGCCCGUUUCAUAGUUUCCAUGCACUUCCUCACGAUCAAGGCUAAGCUCCAGUUCUCCGAACAAGCCAAAUCUUGGUUCGAGAUUGCGAAAUUAAUGCUGCUUCGAGGGGCAGAUCCACAAAUGAUAUGUCCUGUCAACGCCCAACCUGGAAAGCCAAUCGAAAUAUCAACCAUGGGGCAAACAACGGCCAUGGACGUUCUUUUCACGAUCUUCGGCGCAGACACCAGGUUCGAUGUAUCCGAACUCGAGGAUUUGGUAGAGCAACCCCAAAGGCCUCCACAAUCCCGCAACGCGAACGACUCGUAUCUCCAGGUCCCAGGAAACCAGCAAGGGGUAAAUGUUUGGCGAGCCCAUUCUUCGUCGUCGUCCAUUUCGAGUAUUAGCGGACAAUCUGCAAUGCUCCCCAGUCUCCCAGCGGUAUAUUACUCGAAUACACAGUUAGCGGGAUAUUCACAAGCAGGCAACGGUGGCACACCAGCGGCCUUCCCGCCGGUUGUCGAGGCGCCAGAUAUGAUGGCGCAUGUACAAGUGCACGAGAGAGGCGCUCUUUCGACCCCUCCAAGAAAGAAGCGGCACUCGCGGCUAUCAAGCUUGUUCGCGAAGAUAUUGCCAAGGGAGAAAACGCCUCCCCGUUCCCCUUCGGCCCCAGAUACUCGUCAUUGCCAAGGAACUUGA